Molecule: messenger RNA, 357 nt
Organism: Clonostachys byssicola
Lineage: Eukaryota; Fungi; Ascomycota; Sordariomycetes; Hypocreales; Bionectriaceae
Source: the annotation of a GenBank genome assembly
AUGGUCAAGAAGAGAAAGAACAACGGCCGCAACAAGAAGGGCCGCGGCCACGUCAAGCCCAUCCGAUGCAGCAACUGCUCUCGCUGCACUCCCAAGGAUAAGGCUAUCAAGCGCUUCACCAUCCGUAACAUGGUCGAGUCUGCUGCCAUCCGUGAUAUCUCCGAUGCCUCCGUCUUCCAGGAGUACACCGUCCCCAAGAUGUACCUGAAGCUGCAGUACUGCGUCUCUUGCGCUAUCCACGGCAAGAUUGUCCGUGUCCGUUCGCGUGUUGGCCGCCGCAACCGUGCCCCUCCUCCUCGCGUCCGAUACAACAAGGAUGGCAAGAAGAUCGUCCCCAACGCUUCCGCCAAGGCUUAA